Molecule: messenger RNA, 3210 nt
Organism: Fonsecaea nubica
Lineage: Eukaryota; Fungi; Ascomycota; Eurotiomycetes; Chaetothyriales; Herpotrichiellaceae
Exons: 3
Coding region: 1-3210 (1069 amino acids)
Biological process (GO): protein dephosphorylation
Molecular function (GO): protein serine/threonine phosphatase activity; cation binding
Source: RefSeq, a predicted model, not a curated record
AUGGCAGACCCUUCGCAACGUCCCAAUCAGUAUUAUUCCGAACAACAACCUGUGGACAUGAAUCAUCCAGCUUAUGUAUACCAGCCACAAGAACAGUAUCUAAGCUAUCCACCGCCUCCCCCUCAGCCGCCGCGACCGCAUGAAACCACAGCACCAGGAUACGACACUCCGGGACCCCCCCUCCCACAGAGGCCCAAUGCCCAAGGAAGUUUAGAUCUUGAAGCCCAAACGACUUCUUAUCCACCGCCUCCUGUGUACAACCCGUCUUCGUACGCACCCGGUCAGCAACACCAAUUCCAACCACCGCCCCAGCGCUACAAACAAACAUUCGCCGCUGACGAUGACCCAUCCAGCCUGGUCCAUUAUAUACGCGAUCCUCAUAAACUCAUAGGAUACCUGGUCCCUUUUCCACGCCCAGUGCUUCCCAAUGUUGAUCCAGAAAGUAUUCCAGCUCGUUUUGUGAUUUACACGCCGCCCCCACCUCCAUUGCAAAAACCGGCCGAAGGAGUGAAGGAAGGCAAACUGCACAAAGUCCAGCGGAAAUGGCAAGAAGAAGUCCGUUCCGCAAAGAGCAGCACCGCCAAAACUGCCAGCUGGAAAGGUGCCAAGUCUAAAGCGACGCGCGGGAUCGAUUGGGCUAUACACAAAACCACCACCUCAAAUUUAGAUUUCUUAGGUCGUGUGUCUCCCGGUCCACAGCAAUCACAUUCCGAUGACGAGAGAGACCACCAAGACUCCGAGACACACAAGACGGUAGCGGUUGAGGAAAUGGUCCUCGUUUACCCACCCACCCUCAACCUCACUGACCAACAAAUGCGUGAGGAAUUCGUGAACACAAUGCUGCGUACAAAAUCCAAGGCGCAGAGAGAUACUAUUAUUGCGACAGGCCUCAUGCCGGUGGCUUACGGCAUCGAUAUCCUCGCUACAUUCAUCUGGCCGUUCGGCGGACUGGGCGAGAUCGACACUGUCUGGGCAUAUGCGAGCUUCCGUGGCGCAAAGACUGCAAGAUCCGUGACGAAGAGGCUGGCUAGCUCCACUCAAUCUUCGCCCAACCAUGAAGACGAAUCUAAUAAGCUGAAACUCACAUUUACACACUCCCAGCGUCUUGACGUCCUUCGCAGAUAUCUCGAUGCGGAAUGCCACAAGGCUGAUUCCAAGCUUUUCCCGCACUAUGAGCAUUCUCCCACGGAAAGUGAAGUGUUAGAGGCAAUAGGAUGGACUCCCAGUCGUGAUAUCGAGGAGAAAAAUUGGGAGGAUGAACAUUGGGAAAUCCAGGAGGUCAAGGAAGACUUGAGGACCGUAUUCAAGAAAGCAGCGAGUGAGUGGAGGAAGUGGUGCCGGCUGCUGGAGAAGAAGCAUAUUCGCGCGAGGCGCUCCUGGCAAUCGGUCCGAGGCUCUUUGCGCAUUUCUGUCUCUUUCAAGCUGGCGGGCACAACCGAUCGGAGAACCUCCUCGGGAGGCUUUCUCAAUCGCGUCUUUGGAGGCAAGAAGGAGAAGGAUACAGAUUCGGAGAGCACACCCUCUCGAAUAAGUACUGACAGCAACCACAAUGGCCCCACUUCCCCCGGUGGCAGCAUCACAGUUAAGACCAACGACUUGAGCCCCAAAUCCGAGACUCGAAAGCCCGCAGAUGAAGCCGCCGUUGCUUCGCCUACUGCCGAUUCCAAGAAGCGGAGGAGUAGCAGCGCCAAAGCCAAGGAGAUCUUUACCCAGGCCAAAAAUUCAUUAAUACAUGGCGACAAGGACGGACCGCAAACACCGAUGCAGAGACUGUCCAAGACCGAUGCCGCGCUCAGCGUGCCUCAAGGCUCUCUGAAUAACUCGGCCGGCGAGUCGCAGCCUACACCGAAUUCAUCCUUCUUAGUUGGUGUGACCGAAGACAAGAACAAGAAAUGUCGUCGUACCAUGGAAGACACUCAUUCAUAUCUUUACAACUUUCUCGGUACGCCGGCGCCGGUUCUCUCUUCCGACAGCUCAUUAUCCAAGAAAAGUUCCCGAGAAGAUCGGAACAGCCUCAGCACCAUCGCGUCCAAUCCUGCCCAACAUGUGGUGGAGACCGACAAUGGCUACUUUGCCAUUUUUGACGGGCAUGCGGGUACCUUUGCUGCCGAGUGGUGUGGGAAGAAACUGCACGUUAUCCUGGAAGAAUUGAUGCGCAAGUACCCCAACACACCCGUCCCAGAAUUGCUUGAUCAGACAUAUACCACCGCCGACAACCAAUUGGAAAGGUUGCCACUCAAAAACAGUGGGUGUACUGCGAUCACGGCAGUGCUACGUUGGGAAGACCGCGUUCCCACCAACCACUCUGCGACGGGGUCUCAGGCUAUCGCAUCCUUGGCCGCGGCCGCAGCCAAAGAAGCGGAGAAGAAUGAGAAAAACAACGAGUCAUCGAAAGACGGAAAAGACUUGACGCCUCGGUCGAAUUCAACGGCUGAAGCGGCGGCGGCAGCGAUUCAGGAAGCAAAACAAAAGGCUACGCGACAGAGGGUGCUGUACACCGCUAAUGUUGGUGACGCCCGGAUCGUCUUGUGCCGCAACGGGAAGGCGCUCCGUUUGUCGUACGAUCACAAGGGGAUGGACGAAAACGAGGGACGAAGGAUAUCGAAAGCUGGAGGGUUGAUAUUGAACAACCGGGUGAAUGGAGUGCUAGCGGUGACGCGAGCAUUGGGCGACUCAUAUCUAAAAGACUUGGUAACCGGACAUCCUUAUACCACCGAGACUGUGAUUCAACCUGACCAAGACGAGUUUUUGAUCUUGGCCUGUGAUGGAUUAUGGGAUGUCUGCUCAGAUCAGGAAGCGGUAGACUUGGUUCGCAACGUCCACGACCCUCAAGCUGCGUCCAAAAUGUUGGUGGACCAUGCGUUGGCCCGUUUCUCGACCGACAACCUGUCUGUCAUGGUGGUGCGCUUCGAUCCGCAAAAGCUUCAGCAGAACACCAAGAUGGACAUUGGAGUAGAGACGGACACAACCAAGGACAAACUUGCGAUCAGUGAGGUGGAAAUGCUCGUGGGAGAAGCACGCCGGCACUCUCUGGCCCAAGAAGGGCAAGUUUCCGACCAGGACUCGGAAGAAUUGAGGCAGAGCGUGAUCCAGGAACAGGAUGAAGAAGACCAGGAGACGGGGCCAGAGUAUACGCCAGAGGGACAGACUGAAGCUGAGAAGAUCUUGUCGGAGAAGAAGACGGAGCAGGAGAAGCCCAGUGAAGGUUGA